This is a messenger RNA of Saprolegnia parasitica CBS 223.65, 981 nucleotides long. Its product is annotated as guanine nucleotide-binding protein subunit beta-2-like 1. Gene Ontology annotation, cellular component: cytosol; nucleus. Gene Ontology annotation, biological process: positive regulation of protein phosphorylation; rescue of stalled cytosolic ribosome. Bases 1 to 981 code for a protein of 326 amino acids. The record is from RefSeq and is a predicted model, not a curated record. Gene Ontology annotation, molecular function: protein kinase C binding; ribosome binding; translation regulator activity. The transcript is spliced from 2 exons. Lineage: Eukaryota; Oomycota; Saprolegniomycetes; Saprolegniales; Saprolegniaceae.
AUGGCCGCGACAGCCUGCAUUAUGGCUGAACAAUUGACGCUCCGCGGUACGCUCGCCGGUCACGGCAAGGCCUGGGUGACGGCCAUCGCCACGUCGCGCGAGAACCCCUCGAUGAUCGUGACGGCGUCGCGCGACAAGUCGAUCCUCGUCUGGCAGCUCACGGGCGACUCGUCGGACCUCGAGAACUACGGCUUCGCCCGCCGCCGCCUCCAGGGCCACUCGCACUUCGUCGAGGACGUGGUCAUCUCGUCGGACGGCCAGUUCGCGCUCUCGGGCUCGUGGGACGGCACGCUCCGCCUCUGGGACUUGAACACGGGCAUCACGACGCGCCGCUUCGUCGGCCACUCGAAGGAUGUGCUCUCGGUGGCUUUCUCGGCGGACAACCGCCAGAUUGUCUCGGGCUCGCGCGAUCGCUCGAUCAAGCUCUGGAACACGCUCGGUGAGUGCAAGUACACGAUCACGGAGGAAGGCCACACCGAGUGGGUCUCGUGCGUCCGCUUCUCGCCCUCGUCGGCCAACCCGCUCAUCGUCUCGUGCGGCUGGGACCGCCUCGUUAAGGUCUGGAACUUGACCAACUGCAAGCUCCGCACCAACCUCUGCGGCCACACCGGCUACCUCAACACGGUCACGGUCUCGCCCGAUGGGUCGCUCUGCGCCUCGGGUGGCAAGGACGGCGUCGCCAUGCUCUGGGACUUGAACGAAGGCAAGCGCCUCUACACGCUCGAGGCCGGCGACAUCAUCCACGCCCUCGUCUUCUCGCCCAACCGCUACUGGCUCUGCGCCGCCACGUCGUCGGGCAUCAAGAUCUGGGACCUCGAGUCCAAGGUCGUCGUCGACGAGAUCGUGCCCGAGUUCGAGGCCGUCGGCAAGAAGUCGCUCCCGCCGCACUGCGUCUCGCUCUGCUGGUCGGCCGACGGCGCCUCGCUCUUCGCUGGUUACACCGACGGUAUCGUGCGCGUCUACGCUGUCGGCUCGAACUAA